Molecule: messenger RNA, 4471 nt
Organism: Acipenser ruthenus (sterlet)
Lineage: Eukaryota; Metazoa; Chordata; Actinopteri; Acipenseriformes; Acipenseridae
Product: histone-lysine N-methyltransferase EZH2-like
Exons: 20
Coding region: 514-2796 (760 amino acids)
Biological process (GO): chromatin remodeling
Molecular function (GO): protein binding; histone H3K27 methyltransferase activity
Source: RefSeq, a predicted model, not a curated record
UCCACAUGUCCCCAGUUUGAGGCCCCCCUCUCGGAGCGGCCUCUGGUUGGACAGGACACCGGCGGGUGCCGCCUGUCGGAUCCCGCGAUACUGAGCGAGCCGAGUGUCGGCACCGGCGAUUGGCAGAUGUGUUUGGCGCUCGUGGAGUCUCGAUUUUCUCAGAUUGAGAAACGGAUAUAGAGAGAAAAGGGUAAAUAGUUCCCGAAGCGGAAACAGUGAGACAAAGGGAAUAAAUAUGAAAUAGAGUCCGGGAAAAUUAACACACAAAUCGAGGAACAGUAAGAAAAUAUAUAGAUUAAAAAAAGAAAGAAAAAAGCCGGACGAUAAGAAAGCGUCUUUUUGUGUGUGUGAGAGAGAGAUCUAUUAGCCGGUAUCCACAUAGGCGAGGAGGGUGAAUGCUUCCUCCCUCCCCAGCUCAUCUGCAAAUCAGACAGCGGGAGGUUCAGUUCCUGAUCGCUCCCAGUUUGAACCAGUGCAUAUGAACGGCGGACCAGUCGGGUUGACAGGGUAAUCAUGGGCCUGACUGGAAAGAAAUGUGAGAAAGGGCCGGUGUGUUGGAGGAAACGAGUGAAAUCUGAAUAUAUGCGACUGAGACAACUCAAGAGGUUCAGAAGAGCCGAUGAGGUCAAGAGUAUGUUUAAUUCUAAUCGACAGAAGAUUUUUGAACGAACCGAUACCCUGAACCAGGAAUGGAAACUGCGCCGGAUACAGCCUGUGCACAUCAUGACAUCUGUAAGCUCCUUACGUGGGACCAGAGAGUGUACUGUGGAGAGUGGAUUCUCCGAGUUUUCCAAGCAAGUCAUUCCUUUGAAGACACUAAAUGCUGUUGCGUCUGUCCCCGUCAUGUACUCGUGGUCUCCCCUCCAGCAAAAUUUCAUGGUGGAAGAUGAGACUGUUUUGCACAACAUACCUUAUAUGGGUGAUGAAAUCCUUGACCAGGAUGGGACCUUCAUUGAGGAGCUCAUCAAAAACUAUGAUGGCAAGGUCCAUGGAGACAGAGAAUGUGGCUUCAUCAACGAUGAAAUAUUUGUGGAGCUGGUGAGUGCUCUCGGUCAGUACAGUGAUAAUGAAGAUGAGGACGACGGGGAUGAGGAGAAUCGCGAAUACAAGUUGGAAAAAAUGGAAAGUGCAGACACAAAGGAUGAAAACGAUGACCUUCUGAAAGACCAGGAUCUUGGUGCAGAAGGUAAUGGAAGUGAAAACUCAAAAAAGUUCCCAUCUGACAAGAUAUUCGAAGCAAUUUCAUCCAUGUUUCCAGACAAGGGAACAUCUGAGGAACUCAAAGAAAAGUACAAAGAACUGACAGAGCAGCAGCUUCCUGGGGCACUCCCUCCUGAGUGUACCCCGAACAUUGACGGACCAAAUGCUAAAUCUGUCCAGAGAGAGCAGAGCCUGCACUCCUUCCACACGCUCUUCUGCAGACGCUGCUUCAAAUAUGACUGCUUUCUUCACCCGUUCCAUGCAACUCCCAACACAUACAUACGGAAGAAUAUGGAGAACUUGGUGGACAGUAAGCCUUGUGGUCUUGAUUGCUACAUGUAUCUUGUGCAGGAAGGGGCCAGGGAGUUUGCAGCAGCUCUUACAGCUGAGCGUGUCAAGACCCCACCAAAGCGUAUUGUGGGACGUCGCAGAGGGAGGCUUCCCAACAGCAGCAGCCGGCCAAGUACCCCAACUAUAAACAUGUCUGAAGCCACAGACAGUGACAGAGAGGCCGGGGGUGAGCUGGGGGACGGUAUUGACAAGGAUGACGAUGACAAAAAGGAUGAAACGAGCUCCUCUGAAGCGAACUCGCGGUGCCAAACUCCAGUGAAGCUGAGGCUUAGCUCUGAAUCUCCUGAGAAUGUCGAUUGGAGUGGAGCCGAUGCCUCUCUUUUCAGAGUCCUUAUCGGCACUUAUUACGAUAACUUCUGUGCAAUAGCCAGGCUAAUUGGGACAAAAACAUGUAGACAGGUCUAUGAAUUUAGAGUAAAAGAAUCUAGUAUUAUUGCACGUGCACCUGCUGAAGAUGUAGACACUCCACCAAGAAAGAAGAAGAGGAAACACAGGUUGUGGGCCACACACUGUAGGAAGAUCCAACUUAAAAAAGAUGGCUCCUCGAACCAUGUGUAUAACUAUCAGCCAUGUGACCACCCUCGCCAGCCCUGUGACAGCUCCUGUCCCUGUGUCAUCGCUCAAAACUUCUGUGAGAAAUUCUGCCAGUGUAGCUCCGAAUGUCAGAACCGGUUUCCUGGCUGCCGCUGCAAGGCUCAGUGCAAUACAAAGCAGUGCCCCUGCUACCUGGCUGUGCGGGAGUGUGACCCAGACCUUUGCCUAACGUGCGGAGCAGCUGAGCACUGGGACAGCAAGAAUGUCUCCUGCAAGAACUGUAGCAUUCAGAGAGGGGCUAAAAAGCACUUGCUGCUGGCCCCAUCGGAUGUUGCAGGAUGGGGCAUUUUUAUCAAAGAGUCUGUGCAGAAGAAUGAGUUCAUCUCCGAGUACUGUGGAGAGAUCAUCUCCCAGGAUGAGGCAGACAGGCGGGGAAAAGUAUAUGACAAGUACAUGUGCAGCUUCUUAUUCAACUUGAACAAUGAUUUUGUUGUGGAUGCAACACGCAAGGGUAACAAGAUACGAUUUGCCAACCAUUCUGUUAACCCCAACUGCUAUGCAAAAGUUAUGAUGGUUAACGGUGAUCACAGAAUAGGUAUAUUUGCGAAAAGAGCAAUCCAGACUGGUGAAGAACUGUUCUUUGAUUACAGGUACAGCCAGGCUGAUGCUCUUAAGUAUGUGGGUAUCGAAAGAGAAAUGGAGAUUCCGUGAAUGCAUCUACCUCCUCUUGAACAAAUGCCUUAUGCUCUUCAGGAAUUUUUAGUACCAUGUGCAGUUUAAAAAAAAGGUAUUUGAUACAGCCAGGCUUGUAGGGUUUUACAAAUAUCUGCUCUGAUAGUAAUUUAUAACAGUGACUUUGAAAUCAGCUUUUUACUGCCUUUUUCCCCUCCCCAAUACACCUGCAAGUUUUUGUAUCUAAUGAUCAUUUUUCUUUUCAAUACAGUACACCAAUGAGCUAUAAUUAUGGAACAAUUUAAUAAGAAAUAAAACAGUACUUGAACAUGUAUUUGUGUGUUUACAGGAAGCAUUGCAUUUUACCCGUGUUUGAUGCAUCAUGGAUUACUUUUUGCUUGUGUUUUUGUAGUUUUAUAAAACUGUACCACUUAUAUUGUGACUACUGAUGCCCCCCAAAUAAUGAAUACUUUCCUACUACAUUUUUUUAACAGUGUGCCGUCUGCAUACUUUUUAAAAUACACAAACAAAAACAAAAAAAUACAAAACCAUCUACAUUGCACAUUUAAAACUCAAUAUGUAGUGAACUUUAGCUUAUAACCAAGCAAAGAAGACUGGCAUUUUCAGCCUCCUCAAGUUCAAUUUCUUCCAGCAGCAGCCUAUUUGAGCUUCCAUGUUUCACACACUGCAUUACUCCUGGCUAUUUGAAAUGUUGAUCAUCCAAAGCUUACAAUUAACCUCUUACUGAUUUCUGGCUGCCCACCAGCCAGUGUUGGUUGAUUGUUGAUUGCACAAUAAUAAUAAAAACUGUACCUGUAGCUAUGUGAAAGGCAGAAUAGGGGAACAAAGUUACCUGCUACCCACAUGCACUUUGUGGAAGGAUUUCUCAGUUCUCAAACUUGAACCAGGCAUUCCAGUAUGCAAGUAAUAUACCAAUACCCUGUAUUAAUACCUCAAACAUGAGUAAGGCUAAAUAGUGGAGAUAAUGAAAAACAACAAGCUUUAUAUCCCAGUAACUGCUGGAGAGAUGAUGUGUAUACAUGGAAAUCAAUGCGAAGAAUAUACUUGCAGUUUCAAUAAGUUUUGUGAACAACGAUAGUGAUAGAUACCAAAAUGGAGCUCUGACAGGAACGCAAGACUAAACUUCUGGAAAGUUAAAGGCCUGUGAGACAGACCGCGUCUCAUCACCGACUCCUCUGGUGCUUGUGCAUUUUUGUUACACGCUGUGUUUGGUUGCUGAGAAAAACAGCUGGGGAUUGUCCAGUUGCAGAUCUCUAACCAGUAGGUGGCAGUGUCACGGUGGAGCCACUGACUAUAAAGGGAACCGCUGACACAUCCCCAGCCUGCCAAGAGCCACAACAACACUGUUCAUGCCACGGAGCAGGACAGAGGCAAGAUGAAGGAAUAAAAACAUUCUGUUUGUCUGACCAUUGCAUGUGGAACGGGGGUCAGUGCUGAAUAAUUUUCCUGUAGGGAUAGAGACCAGUGUUUGGGAUUUUUAGAUCCCAACAAACCUAUAGGAGUUGUGUCAGCGGGGCCUCCUUUUAUAGUAGGAGCAGGCUCACUGCUGUGUUUCUUUUUCAGUAUUUUUCAUUUUCGUUUUCACAUUCGGUGUAUAUUGUCUGCCCAUACCCUAGCAUUGCUGGUAGAGUCACAAGGCUCAUUGUGUGUUGCCAAAAUAAAUCCUGGGCGUCUGUGUGAUGUUUCAACGUCA